AUGUACAAGACAAAGGCUGCAGAGGCGGCCGCGGGCGGCUCUCCGACGCCUUCCACGGGCCACCUCGAGCCGUUGUCGUCGACGGUGACGGACCUGUCGAGCCUGCGCGGGCUGUCACUGUACCAGCGCAAGUGCACCCUCAUCAAUCGGGAGAUUGACGCGUAUGGCAUGGGCCGGUACCAGUGGUGCGUGUGGGCGCUGUGCGGCUGCGGCUACUUUAUCGACCUCCUCUGGGCGCAGGCGUUUGGCCUGGUCUUGAGUCCGAUGCAGCAGGAGCUGGGCUUUGGUAACCAUGAGUCGGGCAACAUUGCCACGAGCUUCAACGCGGGCCUCACCGCAGGGGCGUUUUUCUGGGGCUUCAUGGCGGAUGUCAUCGUCUCUUCCGUAUUUGGCCUCUGCCUUGGCGCCUCGGAGAACUACACGACGUUUCUCGUGCUCACGGCCUUUGUGGGCUUUGGCGUCGGCGGCAACAUCCCCGUCGAUUCGGCCAUUUUUCUCGAGUUUGUGCCGCACAACCGGCGCUUCCUGCUCGCGUGCCUGUCGCUCUUUCAGCCGCUCGGCGUCAUCGUCUCGAGCGCCAUUGCCUUUGGCUUCAUCCCAACGUACUCGUGCUCGCCCAACUUUUCCGAGGCCAACCCGCUGCCCUCGUGCCGCGGCGGGGUCGCGGCCGGCACCGCCUGCUGCGCGCGGGGCGCCAACCAGGGCUGGCGCUACCUGCUCUUCACGACGGGCGGGCUCUCGCUGGUCGUGUUUGUGCUGCGCUUCCUCGUCUUUUCGUUUCGGGAGACGCCCAAGUUUCUCGUGUGCACGGGCCGCGACGACGAGGCGAUUGCGACGAUGCGCUACAUUACGGGCGGCAAGGCGAGCAGCUGCCGCCUCACGGCCGAGGUGUUUGAGACGGUCGAGCGGGAAUAUGAGACGGAGCUCAGUAGUAGCCGAAGCUCGCAGUCGAUUGAGCUGCUUCAGCAGCCGGGCGGUCAUGGUCGUCGUCGUCUUCGUCGUUGCCGCGGCGCGUACGCCAAGGUCGUGGGCAAUCUGUCGGCGUACAGGGUGUUUUUCAGCAGCUGGGGCAUGACGCGGCUGACCAUUCUGACCUGGCUGACGUACGCCAUGGACUUUUCCGGGUUCACCGUCGCGGGCCACUACCUGCCGCGGAUUCUGGCCAUCAAGAACGGCGCCGCCCACGUGAGCCUCAAGUUUACGUACGCGGCCUACAUUUACACGUACGCGCCCGGCAUCCUGGGCGUCUUUGCCGGCGCGCUCAUGUACCACGUGCCCGCGAUUGGGCGCAAGUGGACCAUGGUGUUUUCGUCGGCCCUCAUGGGCACGUCGAUUUUCCUGCUGGCGACGGUCGACACGGUCGCCAAGCGCGAGGGCCUGUUUACGCUCGAAUACUUUUUCCAGUCCAUGUUCAACGCCGUCCUGUACGGCUGGACGCCGGAAGCGUUUCCCGUGGCGAUUCGGGGCUUUGCGUGCGGCGUCGCGGGGUUCUGGGGCAGGCUGUUUGGCAUCGUCAGCCCGCUGAUUGCGCAGAGCUUGUACGGCAGGGCGACGGAUGGCGGCAGCGGCGGCGGCGGCGGCGGCGGAGACGUCAAUGCUGUCUUGUACUUGGCGGGCGGCAUCACCCUGGGCUGCGUGCUCAGCACGGCGUUGCUGCCGACUGAGCUGAUGGAGUCGGAUGACGAAGGUCAGCGAUGA
Molecule: messenger RNA, 1698 nt
Organism: Beauveria bassiana ARSEF 2860
Lineage: Eukaryota; Fungi; Ascomycota; Sordariomycetes; Hypocreales; Cordycipitaceae
Product: sugar transporter
Exons: 2
Coding region: 1-1698 (565 amino acids)
Biological process (GO): transmembrane transport
Cellular component (GO): membrane
Molecular function (GO): transmembrane transporter activity
Source: RefSeq, a predicted model, not a curated record